Molecule: messenger RNA, 1001 nt
Organism: Triticum dicoccoides
Lineage: Eukaryota; Viridiplantae; Streptophyta; Magnoliopsida; Poales; Poaceae
Product: tropomyosin-1-like
Exons: 2
Coding region: 38-910 (290 amino acids)
Source: RefSeq, a predicted model, not a curated record
GGUUCAAGGACACAGACACACAUCACAAAUACACACAAUGGCAGAGGCAUCGAAUAAGAGCAAGAAGAAAGCAGUGGUGGAGGAGAAGGUAGAACCGAAGAACAAGGUUAACAAACUGAAUGAUAUUGCAGGCACCCAGGAUCUCAUCAAGGAAAGGACCAAGAAGAAGACCACAAAGACAAAGGCAUCACAUACCCAAAGUUCGCAGACCGCACAAGACUCUGUGAUGGAGGACAAUGGAGAUCUGACUAUCCAAGAGCUGGAGGACAAGAUGAACGCACUCGAUGUGAACAUUAAACACUCCAAUGAUAGCAUCGGGAGAAUGACCAAGGAGAAACUUAAGUUUGGAGGGGAUAUCACAACGAAGCAGAAUAAGAUAACAGAGAUGGGAACAGAGAUUGAGAAGCUGGACUCGGAGAAAGGAGGGCUAGUGGAGAAGAGAGGAAAUCUGGACUCGCGGAAAGAAGAAGUGGUGAAGGCGGAAAGAGAGCUGGCAGAGGAUAUUAAAAAGUUGGACUCGAAGAAGAUAAAACUGGUGGGGGAGAAAAGAAAUCUGAGAGAGGAUAUGAAAGAGCUGAAGAAGAAGGAUGAAAAAAAGGGAACAGAUAUUGCAGAUCUGGAAAAGGCAAAAAAUGCGCUGGUGGAGAAGAAAGGAAAGUUGGCGACGGAGCUCGAUGAGAAAAAAAAGAUGAGGAUUGAUUAUCUGGAGAAGAGGAACGAGGUGCUGGCGGAGGGCAAAAGGAAGCUGGCCAAGCACAACGAGGAACUGAAGAAGGACAACGAGGAAUUGAAGAAGGAGAACGAGGAACUGGAAAAGAUGAGAGUGAAGAAAGAGGAACUGGAAAGCCUGUACGAAGAGCUGCAGGAGAAGUACGAUGGGAGAUGCUGCAGUUGCUGCACAAUUUGUUAACACUCUGAGUACGGGCUAUUAGCAUAUUACUACGUGAUUUCGACAUAUGUAGUGAUAUUGCUGUGUACGCAACAUGGGUAAUUGUCUCUUU